Messenger RNA from Entrophospora sp. SA101, 714 nucleotides. The record is from the annotation of a GenBank genome assembly. NCBI's taxonomy places the organism in Eukaryota, Fungi, Glomeromycota, Glomeromycetes, Entrophosporales, Entrophosporaceae.
UUACCAUUAAAUAAUAUAACAUAUUCUUCGCCAGCUUCAACAAUAAACCAAUAUAUACUUGAUGAUGUAUCAACUAGUGAUUUUACUAUCGUUAUUGAUAACGAUUAUGAUGUUACUAUUUCAACAUCUGCGUCAAACGAAUCAUCAAAAAAUAAAUCAUUUCAUGUUCAUUCAAAAGUUUUGACUGAUAAUUCUGAAUACUUUAAAGCAUUGAUUAAUUCAUCAAUGAUCGAAUCACAGAGUCGUACACUUUUAUUAAAAGAUACUUCUUAUCAAACAAUGAAACCUAUUCUUGAAUUUUUAUAUACAGGCGAACUAUCGUCAAUUAAUAAUAAUGGUGAUGAUAUUAAUGAAGAAAAUAAUGGUAAAGAUGGUGAUAGUGGUAAAUAUGAAGAAGAACAAUGGAUUGAUUUAUUAUAUGCGGCAACAAGAUUUUUAAUUAAGCCAUUGAUUCAACGAUGUGAAAAGGAACUUGGCAAUUUUGUUACCAUGGAAAACGUUGACGAAUUUGAACUUCUUGCUAACGAAUGUGGUUCAGAUCAAUUAUUAACUUAUUGUAAAUUACUUUUUCUUAAAUCACCAGACGAUGUUUAUCUUAAUGAUAAGCUUUCUUUUGAAACUAGUUAUUAUUUUUCUAAUAAUCAUUGUUAUGAUAGUUAUGACGAUGACAAUAAGGUGUUGGAUAGAAAAGAAACUGUGGAAAAAGCAAAGUAG